This is a messenger RNA of Poecile atricapillus (Black-capped chickadee), 1296 nucleotides long. Its product is annotated as ATP synthase subunit gamma, mitochondrial-like. NCBI's taxonomy places the organism in Eukaryota, Metazoa, Chordata, Aves, Passeriformes, Paridae. Bases 1 to 1098 code for a protein of 365 amino acids. The record is from RefSeq and is a predicted model, not a curated record. The transcript has 10 exons. Gene Ontology annotation, molecular function: proton-transporting ATP synthase activity, rotational mechanism. Gene Ontology annotation, biological process: proton motive force-driven ATP synthesis.
AUGCGGUUGGCGAUCGCCUUGGGGCUGAGGAAAUCCGACUUCCCCAUGACGCCGAUCCCGUCCCGAUCCCGAUUCCGCUCCCGAGCCGGUGCCGCUCCGGAUCCCGCCUCCUCCGGAAAUGGCGGCGGCGCCCUGGAAGCGGAUCCCGGCGGGGCGGCGCAGGCGCGCUGCGGGCGCGCUGACCUUCAGCGGGGCUGUGGUGGAGGCGCCGCCAUGUUCGCCCGGGGCGCCGCGGUCGCGCUGGUCCAGCCGCAAUGGGGCCAAGUCAGGAAUAUGGCAACGCUAAAAGACAUCACCAGGCGUUUGAAGUCCAUCAAGAACAUCCAGAAGAUCACCAAGUCCAUGAAGAUGGUUUCUGCAGCCAAAUAUGCAAGAGCUGAGAGGGAGCUGAAGCCUGCGAGAGUCUAUGGAACAGGAGCUCUGUCUCUUUAUGAGAAAGCAGAAAUAAAGGCACCUGAGGACAAGAAGAAGCAUCUCCUUAUUGGUGUGUCCUCUGACCGAGGCUUGUGUGGUGCUAUCCAUACAUCCAUUGCUAAAACCUUGAAGAACGAAAUUACCAACCUCUCAAAUGCAGGGAAAGAGGUUAUGGUGGUUGGAGUAGGUGACAAGAUCAGAGGCCUGCUUCAAAGAACACACAGCAACUAUUUCCUGCUGACAUUCAAAGAAGUGGGACGGAGACCUCCAAGCUUUGGAGAUGCUUCAGUCAUUGCUUUAGAGCUGUUAAACUCUGGGUUUGAAUUUGAUGAAGGCUCUGUCAUCUACAAUCGGUUCAGGUCUGUCAUCUCUUACAAGACCGAUGAGAAACCAAUCUUUUCCUUUGAAACUGUGGCUAGUUCUGAGAGCCUAAGUAUCUAUGAUGAUAUUGAUGCUGAUGUGCUGAGAAAUUACCAGGAGUUCACACUAGCAAACAUUCUGUACUACUCCCUGAAAGAGUCCACCACCAGUGAGCAGAGUGCCAGAAUGACUGCCAUGGACAAUGCCAGCAAGAAUGCUUCCGAGAUGAUUGACAAGCUGACCUUGACGUUCAACCGCACCCGUCAAGCCGUCAUCACCAAGGAGCUUAUUGAGAUCAUCUCUGGUGCUGCUGCUCUGGAUUAAUCGGGAAAAGCGGUUCAGCCGUAUCCAAGAGGUGAAGAGGAGCUCUUCUGAGCAUAUGUGGUUUAGCCUGCCUGUGUCUGUGUUAACAAGACUGGUCUGUUAUCUUGUGAAGAAGUGGAAAAGCCCCAGAAAUCUGUAAAUUCUUACAAUAAACCACCUCCAUGAAACAGAUCCUUUUGGUUGUCUGUGGAGAAAAUG